UCGCGCCGACGCUCCUGCUUCUUCAACCAGCAAGCAACCUGCAAGUGAAAUAAUGGAUGAUAAGCAAGUCCAAAAGGCUGUGUGGGAUACCGAUGCGGCAAGGAUUUUUUGUGAGAUUGCUUGCAAAGAGGCCAACGAGGGCUAUAGGCCUACCAAGACUUUGAGCGUUACGGGUUAUAAAAAUUUAAGUGAAGAGUUCCAUAAGCAAACUGGAAGGCUGUAUACCCAUAAGCAAUUCAAAAACCGUUGGGAUGAAUUGAAAAGCAUCUGGACAGCAUGGGUGUAUUACAUGACAAAGGCUACUGGACUUGGAUGGGAUCCUGUUAAGAACACUAUAACAGCUAGUGAAGAGCAGUGGGCUGACCUGAUUAAGGUCCAUAAGGAUAUUAGACGUUUUCGAAAAGGUCCCCCGGACAACUUGGAAUGGCUAGAGAAAAUGUUCCAAAAGGCUAGUGUGAUCGGCAAUUCUUCGGUGAUGCCCGGAGCUGAAGAAGAUGACAUUGCAGAACGCAAAGACGUUGAUGGUAUUGUUGACUUGGAGGCUGAUGAUGAAGGAACCCCUCAACCUAGUCCUCUGCCUAUGCCAAAAAUGAAGCGUGGGGGGGCAAGUGCCAUACCUUGCAGUCCAAAGAGGCCCAAGAAAGAUCCUUAUGGAAAGGAUUUCAAAAGAUUUGUUGAUCAUGUCAUUAGUGAGGAGAAAUCAGAGGCAUCUAGCAAUGUGUCGGUUGCAAAUGAUAUUGAUGCCAUCAUGGAGGAAGUUGUCAAGUGUGGGGCACCUGAAACCAGUGAUGAGUACUAUAUUGCAACAAAGUUGUUUGGUAAACUUGAAAAUAGGUGUUUCUUCUAUGCUAUGAAAACUAGUAAGGGGAGGCUCCAGUGGUUGAAGAGGCAGUACGCGGACAGGAAGAGGCAUUAGAAAUUCAUUCACUUGUGUGUUGUAUCCUUCAAUUUAGUUCAGACUUGUGUGUGCUGCUAGUGUUUCGUACUAUUGUGUGUGACC
Brachypodium distachyon (stiff brome) is the source of this 1000-nucleotide messenger RNA. RefSeq names its product L10-interacting MYB domain-containing protein-like. The transcript is spliced from 3 exons. Bases 53 to 916 code for a protein of 287 amino acids. NCBI's taxonomy places the organism in Eukaryota, Viridiplantae, Streptophyta, Magnoliopsida, Poales, Poaceae. The record is from RefSeq and is a predicted model, not a curated record.